GCAAGGCUGAACUUUCAAAGAUUCACAUUGAAGACAUGAGACAAGCCAUGGUCUAUGGGAGAGCAAAUAAAGUCAUUCGUUCCUGUCCUUUCUUGUUAUUCUUGUCGUAAACAAGACUCACCCCUCUCGUUGCAUGUUCUCACCUCUGCUUGACAAUGGAACUGCAAAUUUCAAGAGAAACCCCGCGUACUAAUGGAUCUAUCAGACAAUGAUCGUGCAGGUAAAUCGAAAGCUCCAAGAAUACCACGACAAAGACGCUUAAAGCGCAAGAACCUCGCGGAAUCUCCAGUACGAUCAUCGAAGUCUUCUAAAAAGAGGUCGAAGAAGAAAGACAGCACUCCUCCUCUAUAUGAUAUAAAUGGCAUAUUGGAUGAACGAAAAUCUGGAAAAAUCACGGAAUAUCUGAUAGAUUGGAGAGACAAUCCAGAAACAGGGGAGUCUUACGAACCGACCUGGGAACCUUAUGCCAAUGUUACAGAAGCCGCAAUUUAUGAAUGGCAAAAUCGACCUGCCAUCCAAAAUUACAGUUCCCAAUCCCAAGAUAGCGAACCUAUACGCCCGGCGAAACGGAGAAGAACACACAACGCUGAAGUCACUGUCUUCUCAAAGGAAAGACAGGGUCCUAAUUCCAAGAGAGCCGUUGGAGAGAGUGUCGGAACGAAGAACAGGAUCCGAGAGAUCAAGGAUAGUUACGAGGACCAAGAUUCGGGCCCUGGAAAUGGUCUUUCAAUCGUGAUAACUCUCAAUAAAGAUAUAAAUCCAAACGAAUAUACUGUCGUCAGGUCAUCUCAACUAUCAGAUUACUCAAACUCCCAGGAACAUUUACAAGCGUCCUCUCCUGUGCAAACCCAAGAUUCGCCAGGUUCACCAGAUUCUCAAAGAGUAUUGCCACGUAGAAGACCGGCUCCGGCGUUUAUCUGGGACGAGGAUAUUGAGCCAGACUCUCAAUACUUAUCCCGUUCUACUCCAUACCAUCCGUCCAUUCCGAGGAGUGCAAGUGACAGUGAAGACCUUCAAUCGGUACGACCCGAGAUUUCGGACCGAACCCGGAAAGGUGUUAGCCGUAGUAUUCUUGGAAUCACACAACAUAACGUUAAGGAGCAACAAAAAGGUUCUAGUAAUAAAUUAAAUCAAAACGAGGCGUCUUUAACAUCUUCGAUUCCGGACAGUUUUCUAAUUGACAAUUCAUUCUCAUCAAUUGAUCAGGAUUCUGCCCCACCGGUAUCCUUGACACCACAUCAACAUCUAAGACCGGAGCCCCCCUUAGAACCUGCAGCCAGUGAGGAGGAAUCGUCUCAACAACCCCCCGUCACGGAUCUUCCUCCGGCGUUGAAGCCGUCAAUUCCUAACUCUCAAAAUAUUCUUGGUCAAUCAUCAGAAGAGGAAGAGGAAGAAGAGCGCGAGACAGAUCGGUCUGAGACUCGAAAGCAAUCACAAAUACAAUCACAAUUGUCGUUGGAGAUACCUGAUUCAUAUGCUGUGAGCGAUACACCUCCCAAAAGUUCUCAAACCCAAGGCGUGGACGCGCACAUUAGUAGUCAAGACCGUGCUUCUUCUUUGCCUGCUGGUCAAUCUCAACCCGAAAUUGUGCUUUCCGAGUCUCAACGUUCUCAAUCACUCCCCUCGGCCCCAAAUAAUAACUCAAGUUCAGAAGAGACUUGGCAGGCGGCACAAAUCGUCACUCAAGUUCCCAGAACUUUAUCUCAAGACCAUUUCUGUGGAAAUCCCGAGUCACAAGGCUCUAAAGACCACGUGCAGGUUGACAAUACCCAAGUCUCGAAUCUUGCACCCACGAGUCCGGAGCUCAACCAUCACUAUCUUUCAGAGUCUAACUCUGCAUCAGGAAACCAGAGCAACAACGGUAACCGCAUUGCCCUCAUUGAAGAUCAUCAAACGCAGCCAUCCGGCUCCGAGCCUUCCGCAGGGGCGCAAGUACUAGAGAGCAUCGAGUUCGAAGCAGGCCUUUACAACGCCCAGUUAGAAUCUCAAGAACCGCUAUUUUCGCAAGAUCAGGCAGACUUGGCUUGGUCUAGCAGUGGUGACUUGCCAGCGAUAGCUUCGCCUUCCACUAAGAUGUCAGCUGUUUCUCAUCUUGCCGUCGGUGAGAGGAGGGCGAGGUCAACAAAGUCUAGAUCUCCAUCGACCUUGCCUCCACGAGUAGCAACUGCACCGCCAACCUCCUCAUCUAAUCUUCCAUUACCCAUGCGGGAUAACAUUACUGAUGUACCGAAGCCGCGCAAUCGAGCAACUUCCAUGCCAAGAGCUUCAAUCGAAUCUCCAAGCAUGAGUCCAAACAUUUUGACUGUACGCAAACUGGGACGAAAUGAGUUUAUCAUUCCGCUGCCAAUGAUGAACCAAGUUCGUGACGUAUACGAUACUACCGUCAGAGAUAGAAAAAAUGAUAUUAUAUCUUUCCUGGGGGAGUCGCCAACAGCAGCAGAUUCAGAAACCAUGGAUUUGAUGAUCGAGGAAUUGAAAUUAAUAUGUGAUCAUCAAGAUUUAAUAGUGGAGGAGUCUUCGACUCAGAGUCUAGAUGACAGUACUCAGGCUAGAUAUGCUGUAACUAUCAGCACCAAGUUCUUGUUUGUUCAACAAUUCUUGGACUCACUUCGAUCAACUAAGGUUCACGUGGUGAUAUUAGCACGAGAGAUGAUCCUACCGAUUCUCGAAGCACUCUUCAGAUUUAGGGAGUACAAUUACAGUCGCCCCGAUAUUUCUGGGACACCGGAAAAGGUUACAAAAGAUUCAAUGCAGAUCACGCUACUUCCCACAUGGAUUGAUGUUCGUGAUUGUCUUGUCGCUCCUGCUUCCGUGGUUUUGGCAUUUGAUUCGUCGUUUCCGACCUCUGAAGUAAGAGAUGAAUAUCACCAGAUUCUGCCUCUCGACCCCAAAAAUCCAGAAAAGCGCGUACCUUUACUAUGGCUUGUCACCACAAACUCUGUCGAACAUAUUGAACUGUGCAUUCCUACUAGAGGAUCAUCGAGACGCAAAGAUAAAUUAGUUCAAUACAUCACCCAAACUCGAAAGGUUGUCGGUCGUUUAGAUACGACUAUCUACCCUGAACCACAACAGGCCGCCAUAGCAGCUGCGGAGUACAUUCUUGAAGAUCCGAUGGAAGUUUCCUGGCCCAUAGUACCCAUGCCAGAUAUCGAUAUUCCCUUGCCUGGCUAUGGAGCUUUCAACCGUCAAUCGGACUCACUGACACAAUCUUUGUUCUCGCCAGCUGCACCAACAAUACAACCUGGUUCCAAGCGACCGUCUAAUUUUGAUGCUGUAGACGAAGAUACUGCGUUCAAGCGCCAGCGACUUACACCCACAAGACAGGGUAGAGAGCUUGAUUUGAAUACUAUGAACGGGAACUUGGUGGAACUCAACAAGGAGUUAAAAAUAUUGCGUAGUCGAUGCGAGGAUUACGAAGGAAGUAUAAAACGAAUUCAACCAAAAUUCCAGCGAGCUCUUGACGAGAGGGCCCGAUUCGAACACGAAAACGCUCAAGCCGUGAAACGUCUAUCGGAAUAUGAAAAGAAACUCGAAAUACAAGGUAGUGCAGUCACAAAACUUCGUGAAGAAAAUGCUUCACUUAAAAACGAGCUUGCCGUUGCCCAAAACUCUCUUGUCACCUCUGCUGUUCCCUCCGUAGCUGAACUUCAAAAGACGAAAGACGAACUUUGUACUGCACAGGCUGAAAUUGAACGUCUCAAGAAAAAUCACAUGAGUGCAGAAAAACGUGCUGACUAUGCAACGUCUCUCUAUCAAGAACACUCCCAACAAAACCAUGAAAUGCGCAACCAACUUGCAACGCUCCAAUCCGAGCGCAAGGGCCUUCAAAGCGAGGCCUCCGCCGCUCGUGUCGAGAUUCAAAAAGUCAAUCAUGAUGGAAUCAUACAGCAACAACUCGAUUCCAUCAAUGAUCUCAAGAGAGAACUUGCCGAACGAGAACGAAUGCUGGAAAGCGUCAGUAGACAAUUGGAAUCAUACCAGAACGGACGUAGAACAACGCGCGGUACAAGUGUUCCAAGAAGUCCAAGAAUGAAUACCAUGAGUCCGAGACCAAGAGUAAUGGGCAACAUGGCACCGGGAAGCAAUACAGCUAGCAGGGGAAAUAGCCCCACGCCUGGUGUUUUUUCCGGCGAUCUGUUUCCAGGCGGUGAUGCGGGGAGGAGAUUCGGCGCGCAUUUGCAGUAAGAUGGAUGGAUGAUUUGCUCAGGAAUAAGUCUUCAAGUCCGCCUUUAGAUUUCGCGCACAAGAUCUACUGUUAGUGAUGAGAAUAUACUAGAUAUUACUCAAACCAAGCUUUGUACAUGGAGGACACUAGAAGGGGAAGAUAAUUUGCAGCGCGGCAUGAACUCGAAAUUCCGAGAUGAAAACACAAAUGGGCUGGAGGAAGAAGGUCUGAGAUAUUUACACAUGGCGUCUUCUGCAAUUUCAUGAUAUUUGUUUCUAUUUCUGUGUGUUUUUCUAUUUGCUUGCGAUUUGGUGGAGUGGGAGGAAACAUUGUUUUCGCAUAUGCUUUUGCGUUGCAUGUAUCGGUAGCUAGGGACGUAUACCAAUACUUCAUUGGUGUCAGUUAGUCAAUAAGAUAGCUGGGUGGACUGGAUAUAAUGAGCACCUUUCAUAAUCACAAUACCUACUCACA
Molecule: messenger RNA, 4636 nt
Organism: Botrytis cinerea B05.10
Lineage: Eukaryota; Fungi; Ascomycota; Leotiomycetes; Helotiales; Sclerotiniaceae
Exons: 4
Coding region: 193-4185 (1330 amino acids)
Cellular component (GO): HDA1 complex
Source: RefSeq, a predicted model, not a curated record